Messenger RNA from Salvia hispanica, 2259 nucleotides. Its product is annotated as oligopeptide transporter 1-like. Gene Ontology annotation, molecular function: oligopeptide transmembrane transporter activity. Gene Ontology annotation, biological process: transmembrane transport. NCBI's taxonomy places the organism in Eukaryota, Viridiplantae, Streptophyta, Magnoliopsida, Lamiales, Lamiaceae. The record is from RefSeq and is a predicted model, not a curated record.
AUGGGCGGCGACAUCGCCGGAGACAAAUAUCAGCCUCCGGGAAAGCUUCCUCUACACAACUUCGAAGUCGAAGAUGUUGAAGAGGCCGACGACUUCUGUCCGAUCGAGCAGGUGGAGCUGACGGUGGCGGCGACGGACGAUCCGUCGAUGGCGGUGCUGACGUUCCGGGCGUGGUUUCUCGGGAUAAUAUCGUGCGUGCUGCUUGCCUUCAUGAACCAAUUCUUCGGGUACCGGCAGAACCCCAUAGGGAUCGACUCGGUGGUGGCGCAAAUAGUGACGCUGCCGAUCGGGAGGUUCAUGGCGAGGGUGUUGCCAACGACGACGUUUGUGGUUCCGUUAACGGGGUGGUCGUUCACGCUGAAUCCGGGGCCGUUCACUAUAAAAGAGCACGUGCUGAUCACCAUCUUCGCCAACUGCGGCGCCGGAGGGGUUUACGCGCUCAGCAUUGUCACCAUUGUGAAGGCUCUCUACCACCGCCCUAUCAAUCCGCUUGCCGCUUGGUUGUUGGUUCUCACUACUCAGAUGCUUGGGUACGGGUGGGCUGGAAUAUUUAGGCGAUUUCUUGUGGACUCUCCAUACAUGUGGUGGCCUGGAAAAAUGACUUCCAUCUCCCUUUUCAGAACAAUGCACGAAGAAGAAGCACGAAAGAAGGGAGGGUUAUCGCGGCAACAAUUCUUCUUGAUGGUGUUCGUGAUAAGCUUCGCAUACUACGUGGUCCCAUCGUAUUUCUUCCCACUCAUAUCCAACAUCUCCGUGCUCUGCUACAUCUGGAAGGACUCCAUCUUGGUGCAGCAGCUCGGGUCCGGCCUGCAGGGCAUGGGAAUAGGCUCGUUCGCCUUGGACUGGGCCACCGCCAGCAUGGUGACCGAUCCCAUCUCCACCCCCGGCUUCGCCAUUGUCAACGUCCUCAUCGGCUUCUUCCUAGUCAUGUACGUCAUGACCCCCAUCAACUACUUCAACAACAUCUUCGAUGCCAAGAAAUUCCCCUUCUUCACAUCCCACACAUUCGACAACAUGGGCCACCGCUACAACAUCAGCCGCGUCAUCAACCAGGCCACCUUCUCCCUCGACAUGGACGGCUACAAUUCAUACAGCAAGCUCCACCUCAGCACCUUCUUCGCCUUCAAUUACGGCAUUGGCUUUGCUAAACUCUCCGCCACCAUUGUCCACGUUGCCUUAUAUCAUGGAAAAACAAUUUGGGAGCUUUGGAUCAAGACAAAGAGCAAUAUGAAGCUAGAUGUGCACACGAGAUUGAUGAAGAAGAACUACGACUCUGUGCCGGAAUGGUGGUUCCAUAUCAUACUUAUACUAGUGUUCGGCCUCUCUCUCUUUGCUUGUGAAGGCUUCGGCAAACAGCUUCAGCUUCCGUGGUGGGGGCUUAUUUUCGCUUGCGUGCUCGCGUUCUUCUUCACUCUCCCGGUCGGCAUAAUCCAAGCCACAACCAGCAUCCAAAUCGGGUUGAAUAUCAUCACGGAGAUGCUAAUAGGCUACGUAUACCCGGGGAGGCCGCUUGCAAACGUGGCGUUCAAGACGUACGGCUACAUAAGCAUGGCACAAGCCCUGAGCUUCCUCGCGGAUUUCAAACUAGGCCACUACAUGAAGAUCCCGCCCAAAUCCAUGUUCGUGGCUCAGCUGGUGGGCACGGUGGUGGCCUCGUCCGUCUACUUGGGGACAGGGUGGUGGCUCCUCGACACGGUCCCCAACAUCUGCGACGUGGCAGCGCUGCCGGAAGGGAGCCCCUGGACCUGCCCGGACGACAACGUGUUCUACAACGCGUCCAUCAUAUGGGGAGUCAUCGGCCCGAUGAGGAUGUUCACCAGCAAGGGAGUGUACGGGCUGCUGAACUGGUGGUUCCUCGUCGGGGCGGUGGCGCCGCUUCCGGCCUACUUCCUGAGCCGGAGGUACCCGGAGAAGAAAUGGCUGCAGCUGGUGAAUGUGCCGAUUAUCAUGGGGACGGGGUCGAUGCCGCCGGCGAGAUCGGUGAGCUUCAUAAUGUGGGGAGCGGUGGGAUUGUAUUUCAACAUAUAUGUGUAUCGAGUGCACAAGCGGUGGUGGGCGAGAUACGCGUAUGUGUUUUCGGCGGCGAUGAGUGCAGGGAUUGCGUUUAUGGGAAUCUUGACUUACUUCGCGCUGCAGUCGUAUGACAUCUCCAUUGACUGGUGGGGAAUGGGAGCGGAUGGUGGUGGUGGUGAUAACUGCCCUUUGGCGUCUUGCCCCACCGCGCCGGGAAUUGUCGUUAAAGGUUGCCCCGUCCACUGA